Molecule: messenger RNA, 2425 nt
Organism: Chionomys nivalis (European snow vole)
Lineage: Eukaryota; Metazoa; Chordata; Mammalia; Rodentia; Cricetidae
Gene: Fas
Product: Fas cell surface death receptor
Exons: 9
Coding region: 183-1121 (312 amino acids)
Biological process (GO): necroptotic signaling pathway; negative regulation of apoptotic process; regulation of stress-activated MAPK cascade
Cellular component (GO): membrane raft; external side of plasma membrane; CD95 death-inducing signaling complex
Molecular function (GO): protein binding; tumor necrosis factor receptor activity
Source: RefSeq, a predicted model, not a curated record
UUUCUGCGGAGAGCUCAGGGAAGCCGUUUGAGAACUACGUUCAGGCACUCCAGGGGCGGGGCCCAGGCAAAGUACCGUCCCAGAGACCGUCUAGAGCAGAGGGGGUGGGGACUGCCCGCGCAAGCGACUCAACCCUGCUGAGAGGUGGAGACUUAGGCUGGCUUUCCCUCACAAGCACAGAAAUGCUAUGGAUCUGGGCUGUCCUCUCUCUGGUACUUGCUGGAUCACAAGAGGCUGAUAGCAUCUCUGAGGAAUCGAAGUUGAGGAGGAGUGUCAGUGAAACUGAGCCUAACUGCCCAGAAGGAUUAUACCGUGGGGGCCAAUUUUGCUGUCAACCAUGCCAGCCUGGUGAACGAAAAUAUUUGGACUGUACAACCAGUGGCGGUAAACCAAGCUGCCUUCCCUGCAAAGAAGGGAAGGAAUAUAUGGACAAGGAACAUUAUUCUGAUAAAUGCAGAAGAUGUACAUUCUGUGAUGGAGAGCAUGGUUUAGAAGUGGAAACAAACUGCAUCCGGACCCGGAAUACCAAAUGCAAAUGCAAAUCCAACUUCUAUUGCAAUGCUUCUGUCUGUGAACACUGCGAUCCCUGCAUCUCGUGUGAACAUGGAAUCCUUGAGAGGUGCACAUCAACCAGCAACACCAAAUGCAAGCAAAAAAGUUCCAGUCAUCAUUUACUAUGGCUGCUCAUCAUCCCCAUUUUGAUACUAUUGCUUGGGAUUUUAUAUAAAAAGUAUUGGAGAAAAUGUCAUCAUGACCCUGAAUCUGGGACUGCAAAUUCUGAAGACAUGCCAAUGAAUCUUCCAGACGUUGACUUGCGUAAAUACAUCCUGAAUAUUGCCGAAGAAAUGUCGUUAGAUCAAGUGAAGACAUUUGUCCGGAAGAAUGGGGUGUCUGAGGUGAUGAUAGACGAGAUCAAGAACGACAAUCUCCAACACACAGCUGAGCAGAAAAUCCAGUUGCUUCAGUGGUGGUAUCAAGUUCAUGGGAGGAAGGAUGCAUAUUGCACUUUAAUUAAAGGCCUCAGAAGAAUGAAAUGCUAUGCUCUUGCAGAUAGAAUGCAGGCCAUAAUCCAGGCGGACAUUGAAAAUGCAACUGCAGACACCAGAAAUGAAAAUGAAUGAAAGACAAAGACUCAAGUGAAAUCUACCUCAGUUCCAACGAGAGAGAGAGAGAGAGAGAGAGAGAGAGAGAGAGAGAGAGAGAGAGAGAGAGAGAGAGAGAGAAUCUUUUAAAUCAGCACUGUGGCUGAUGUCUGAGUCAGGAGCAUUGCUGUGAAUUCAAGGCCAGACUGUGCCACAUAGUGAGCUCUGGACUAGCCUUGUCUUAAAAAUAACAAAAGAAAAAAAAAAAGAAAAAAGAAAAAAACAAAGCAAAGAAGAACAUUUUAAACAAUGGAAAUGUUUAAAAAUGACUUUUUGUUGAGAAUAUUUUCUAUUUCCUUAGAUUUGAAUGUAGGGAUAUAGCCCCACCCAUUGGGGGCGUCUUCGCCUCGGGCUAAUGUUUACUGAUAAAUCUGCAGGGCAUGAUCCCAGCAGCCCCUUUUCUCUGCUUUUCCUGUUCUCCGCGGAAACCUGUGGUCCUGUAAGUCUAUUUCCCUAUUAAAGCUGUAUAUAUUUUUAUAAUCUGUCUGCAUUCAUUUACGUCGUCACAUUUGAAGAGACAAUAUAUUUAUAAAAUGUGAAGAUUUCAUGAUUCUGUUUUGAGUAAUGUUGAAAUGCAUGUGGAGGAUGGACAGGAACAAGAGCAGCUGUGGUAGUGAUUUAUGUACCCACAUAGAAGUCUACACAGAAGCAUAUAAACUUUAAUAUCAUGCUCUGGCCUUGAGUGUGGAUGGUGUGUGCUGGCCUGUGACGGACCAUCCUGCUCCGUGGCCAUAGAAGGCAAGAGGUUGGCUAUAAAGUCACACACACUGUAAAGGUUGUUUUGUCCCAACCCAACUCCAGGAUAAUCGUAGAGAUUUUACCAUAUGCAGAGACUUGGCUAGUCAUCCUUAGAAUAUACACAUGCAAAGCUUGCGUGUAUAUUUAAAUGCAGAAUUAAAUAAGGUUCUGUUGCAAAGAUUUUUUUGUGUGUGUGCAGACCAUUGGUGUUUGUGAAGUAAUAUUUCUGAUUUAAAUUUGUGUGGAAAAUGUGGAAUAAAUCUGAAUGAUUGAAUAUAUUAUAUUUAUAUAUCACUUUAUACUUCCAAAACAAUUUGCUUGUUUCUCGGGUGUCAAAAGUGCCUUUUUUAAAAAUAGGAGUGUAUUUCUCCAGCCUCACUACCUCUCAGUUUUCUCCUUGUUUAACUUGAUACAAACAUAUCCACUCCUAAACUUGGAAACUUUUCUAAAGAGAUAAUUACCCCCCCCCCCAAAAAAAAAACAGAACUGCCUUGGAAAUUCUAAUCUGAUUCAGGAAAGCUACAUUACUUUUCCAGGGGUAGGUU